AUGCAUAUUGUCCCCGUAUCGUCGAUGUGUCCACGUGUUGUUGUGUUUCCUCUGCGAGUGGUCCUCCAUGUGUUCCUGUUCUGAGUUCUCUGGUGAACAAGUUACGUGAGCUCACUGGGCAGAGGCAAUGGGCCCCAAAAGAACGAAUUGGAAGAGGAGAAGACCAUAUCAACAUAGAAGACCUUCAGAUUCUGUUUCUGCUCAGACAAGUAACGCAGGGUGCUCUUCAUCCAGUAGUGCAGCAGCAGCAUCAUCCUCAUCGUCGUCAUCAUCAUCAUCUGUCCCAGAACUCCCGGGAUUUUACUAUGACCCAGAAAAGAAUCGCUACUUUCGGAUGCUCCCUGGACACAACAAUUGCAACCCUCUUACAAAAGAGAUGCUCCAGCGAAAGCAGAUGGAGCUGGAGAGACUGAAGAUGCUCAAAGAAGAGGAAAAUAGGAUUAAAUCAACCAGGCCUGGAUUGAACGCAUCAAUGCUUGUGUUGAAAAGAAGUGUUGGAAUGAUACCUUCAACUACAUACUGCCGACGUAUGCACGAGUUGAAAAUGAGCUGUAUGAUGAGUAGAAAGGUGCACAUCGACUGCCCAGAGGAGGGUGUUGAGACUGGGCAGCAUCCAUUUGAAUUAAUGUUGGCAGACUCAAACUACAAGAGUGUGUUUACGGUAAAUGAUGCAGAUAACGGUUUCUGCAAAUUUGGACUCUUGAGUUUAAAUGGUUUGUGGAAGGAGUCGCCAACUGUGAAGAGUUACGAUACUCCAUAUUUUGCCAAUCAGAAGGUGAAUGCAGCAUGUUGGGCAACUAUGACAGCAACUGACUCUCAUAUUUUAGUUUGCCACCAAGGAAAGCAAGAGUCUCCGGGUUGUGUUAGCCUCAUCCCUGCUUGUUUAUUGAAAAACAUGGAAGCUAACUCAGAUGGUCGUCCUGAAUUGUUUUACAAAGUUAAAAUUUCCAACACAUGGUCCUGUGCGUGGAGUUACUAUCCCUAUCAGACGAACAACUAUGCAGUAGGUUUACGGCAACAGAUACUGCUCGUUAAUAUAGUUAAAAACUUCAGACAAGCAUUUAAGACCGAAAGUGAUGUCCUUGCUCAACAGUUUGCCACGCAGUCGGGAUUGCUCUACAAUGGCGGUCGUUCGGGAGAGGUUUUUGCUGUUGAUCUUCGUCUUCCUUCUAAUCCAUUUAGCUGGAAGAAAGCCAUUUCUUUCCACCAUCGUUGCAGUAUCUCCUCCUUGCGUCUACUUCAGGAUGAAAACUAUCUGAUGGUGUCUGACAUGUCUGGAAAGAUCAAGUUAUGGGACAUAAGAAACGUGAGGCCGGUAAAGCACUACGAGGGUCAUAAUAACAGCUAUGCACUGUUGCCGCUACAUGUAAAAGAAGAUGAAGGAUUACUAUUAGCAGUUGGCCAAGAUUGUUACACACGAAUUUGGAACCUUGAAGACACUAGGUUAUUGAGGACUAUUCCUUCCCCACAUCCAGCAUCGAAAGACUCUAUACCAAACGUGGUCUUCUCUCCUUAUCUUGGUGGGAAACAUCAAAUGGUACCUGGCCUAUUGAUGGCUGUGGAAAAAGAACUGUACCACUUCUCAUACAACUUCAAGAAAUCUUAAUCUGUGAAAUAAGGAAAGUGUAUAACACAACUACGUUAUCAGG
This is a messenger RNA of Pelobates fuscus (common spadefoot toad), 1649 nucleotides long. RefSeq names its product DDB1 and CUL4 associated factor 4 (gene DCAF4). Gene Ontology annotation, molecular function: protein binding. The record is from RefSeq and is a predicted model, not a curated record. Bases 128 to 1606 code for a protein of 492 amino acids. Gene Ontology annotation, cellular component: Cul4-RING E3 ubiquitin ligase complex. NCBI's taxonomy places the organism in Eukaryota, Metazoa, Chordata, Amphibia, Anura, Pelobatidae. The transcript is spliced from 14 exons.